AUGUUCACCCGAACGUCUUUGUUGGCGCUCGUUGUCUUGCUCAAUGUGAGCCACGUGCGUGGUGAGAGCAAGAACUGCGACCCGAAGAAAGACUCUGGUUGCAACAAGUUCAUCCGUCCUUUCUAUCCCCACGAGUGCUGGGCUGCGUAUCCUGGGGGGCCAAACUGCACCAGGCAAGGCUCUGCGAGAAUGGGCGGGCGGGGGUUCGAUCCCACCAAGUCCAAAUCGAUUCGCUACAUCAAGCACGGGCAGUUCUUCCUCCAGUAUGCCGAUAACUCCAACCUCAAGGGGUACGAGGCGACCGACAUCGUUCAGUUCGGCGACUUCUACACAGUCACCAAGUUCGGAGGCAUCACGACAUGCAACAGCCCUGACUUCCAGCGCGUCAACGGCAUCCUCGGCUUCGGUCUUCCACAGCAGAUGCCGAUGGAGCUUCCCGGAAUGCCCAGCCCACAGCUGCCGCUUCCUCUGCUCUUCGAUCUCACAGACCCCAGGGUCAAGGACAACGCCAAGAACCACAUGCUCAGGAAGAGAGCCUUCUCCUUCUUUUCCACCGAUGACCAGGCUGAGAUCCAGCUGGGCGGAGUCGAUCCAGAGUCGAUCAUCGGCAAGAUGCACUUGACAACCACCAUCCAGCCAAACGACUAUGCCGUUCCUGUUCACUCGAUCAAGUUCGGAGACGUGGAGCUCCUGCAGUUCUCCAACCCCAACCUGAAGGUCCCCAUCGGCUGUCAGGGAGACGAAUGCCACCCUCCCUUCCUUGCUGGCAUUCUUGACAGUGGAACUUCAUGCUUGGUUCUCCCCGAUGCUCCUGUCCCCGGCAUGUUGAGCAACAAGCCCUUCACUCAGUGGAAGCACAUGAUUGGAGGAAACACAAAGGCCCCCAAGAAGCAUGACACUUUCCACGUUAACAUCGCAGGCACAGUUUACGACAUUCCCUUCUCGGACUGGUACAUCACCCAAGGCUCCGACUCGGAUCAGUCUUGCGUACAGAGGAUGCCUGGAGGCAUGCCAAUGGUGCUUGUCGGGGACGUUCUUUUCCGUCGCUAUGUGGUCAUGUUCGACCUCUCCACCUUUCCCGGCCCAGUCACCAUCGGUAUCGGAAAGAGAAAUCCCAACUACAAGCUCGCUACCAAGCAUGAGACGAUCAGCAAGAUCACCGCGCACAAGCAGCCUGCACAGGUGAACCAUGAGAGCACGCAGUAUUUCGUCAACGUCUCUAUUGGCACUCCCAGGCAGAAGAUGCCUGUCAUCUUCGAUACCGGGAGCAGCGUGUUCGGGGUCUUCUCCAAGUGCAUGUCGGAGAACGUAGCCGCAGACAUUGGACUGCCGGGAAUUCAGUGCGACUUCGGGCAGGCUUCAGAGAAGACUUUGCUGGACCGCAAGGACAUUCUUGACCCAGUGCACUUGAAGGAAAAAAGAAAGGCGCAGCUCAAGAGCCUCGGGGAGAGGAGUCAGGAGCUCCGUGCUGGAGGGCCCAAGGCGCUGCUGCAGACUGGAGAGCAGAGCUCGAGGAGCGAAUCAAGCAUGCUGGUCCCUGUUGCGUUCGUGGGAGUCGCGAUGUUGGCUGUCAUGCUCGUCAAGUUUCGAUCUUGA
Messenger RNA from Guillardia theta CCMP2712, 1596 nucleotides. RefSeq lists its product as hypothetical. The coding region runs from base 1 to 1596 and encodes 531 amino acids. The record is from RefSeq and is a predicted model, not a curated record. Gene Ontology annotation, biological process: proteolysis. NCBI's taxonomy places the organism in Eukaryota, Cryptophyceae, Pyrenomonadales, Geminigeraceae. The transcript is spliced from 22 exons. Gene Ontology annotation, molecular function: aspartic-type endopeptidase activity.